AUGUCGAAAAUAGCAAACAAAGACUAUGCACCCCUCAAUCUCUCCGGAGACAAUUACCUGCAGUGGGCACUAGACACAAGGAUUAGUCUAAAGUCCAAAGGACUCGGUGAUACUAUCAUCGAAGACAACAAUGAGAAUGAAAAGAACCGAUACAGAGCCUUAGGCCUUAUGCGACAUCAUCUCAUUGAUGGUCUUAAAGAUCAGAUGGUGUUGCUUCCAAAAGCAAGGCAUGAUUGGAUGCAUCUAAGAUUCUUAGACUAUAAGUCAGUGGAUGAUUACAAUUCAGCUCUAUUCAAGAUUGUCUCAAUACUAAAGCUGUGUGGUGAAGAGACCGCCGGGACAGCACCACUACCCGAAGCCCAUGAGGUCGAGAAGAAAGAUCCUCCCAAUGAAACCUAUUACGUCCAAGACAACAAGAAACCAUACGGCAAUAGCCGUGGUGGAUUCAAGAGGCGUGGACGUGACAACUCAAACGGCCGAGAUGGCUACUCAACUGGCCGGAAAGGAAACCACAAUAACCGUGGUCGUGGUUCCAAUUACGGCCGGGGUCGAGGCAGCUACGGCCGCGGACGAGGUGGCAUAUCCAAACCAUCUUACACGUCCAACAAGUCUCUAUGCCAUAGAUGCGGGAGUGACAAUCAUUGG
Messenger RNA from Brassica napus (rape), 645 nucleotides. RefSeq lists its product as uncharacterized. The transcript has 3 exons. Lineage: Eukaryota; Viridiplantae; Streptophyta; Magnoliopsida; Brassicales; Brassicaceae. The record is from RefSeq and is a predicted model, not a curated record. The annotation marks the transcript as partial.